AUGUUUUACAAAUGCAAGAUUUGUGAUAAGUCGUUUACGAGGAAACAGGGUUGAAGUUUUUAUAUGAGAAUCCAUACAGGAGAUAAACCCUACGUAUGUAAAACAUGUAAUAAACGUUUCGCUUAUAAGAGCAAUUUAAAUUCUCAUCUCAGAACCCACACGGGAGAAAAGCCAUACAAAUGUAAAACAUGUAAUAGAUGUUUUGCGCAAUGGAGCACUCUGCAAUAUCAUCUCAGAAUCCACACAGGAGAAAAAUCAUACAAAUGUGAAACAUGUAAUAAAUGUUUUGUUCAAAAGUUCUAUUUGAAUAUUCAUAUCCGAACCCAUACAGGAGAAAAACCAUAUAAAUGCAUAACAUGUAAUAAAUGUUUCUCUUACUCGAGCAAUUGGAAUCGACAUCUCAGAACCCACACGGGAGAAAAACCCUACAAAUGCAAUACAUGUAAUAAAUGCUUUGCUCGAAAGUCCUAUUUGAAUACUCAUAUCCAAACCCAUACAGGAGAAAAACCAUAUAAAUGCAUAACAUGCAAUAAAUUUUUUUCUCACUCGAGCAGUUUGAGUCGACAUCUCAGAAUUCACACAGAAGAAAGAUCAUACAAAUGUGAAACAUGUAAUAAAUGUUUUUCUAGUUCUAGACUUCACAAUCGUCAUCUGAGUAUCCACAGGUGAGAAAAACCCUAAGACUGCAGAAUAUGUAAUAAACGUUUUGAGGACAGACUCUGUUUAACUCAUCAUCAAAAAUUCUACAGUGGAGAAACCCUUCGAAUGUAAAUUAUGUAAUUAAUUUUUUCUUGAAGAAAGGAUAUUAGAUUGUAAUUUCAGAAGACAUUUGAGGAAGACGCUACACAGGUAUUAAAUACCCAUCAAAAAUUCCUCCCCUGGAAUGAAAGUAAGUAACAAUACAACGACUUAUUCGAAUCUAUUUUCCAGGGAUUAUGUUAGCAGCAAUCGUCGUUUCGAAGAACAAAAUCAUUUAAUUCAGAACCUUUUUACUCAUUCUGAAUACAGACCAUCGAUUUUGUUUUGUGUGCAAUAUUCAAUAUCAAAGUGAUGCUUAACUGGAUGCUCAUCGUAUAAUGCACGAUCUAUAUCCAUUUAAUUGCAUUGUUUUCAAGUGUUCUGCAGCCAUAAAGCUUUAGAAGAACACAAAAUAAUACACAAUUCAUUAGACAAUCCGUCUUACCAUUGCAAUAAAUGCACUGUAACAUUUGCUUGGGAAAAUGAUUAUGAAGUUCAUCUUGAAUAUAAUAUGAAUUUUGUUUAAAAAUUUCGACUGAAAAUUUGCCUACAAGAAUUUU
Molecule: messenger RNA, 1298 nt
Organism: Centruroides sculpturatus (bark scorpion)
Lineage: Eukaryota; Metazoa; Arthropoda; Arachnida; Scorpiones; Buthidae
Product: gastrula zinc finger protein XlCGF71.1-like
Exons: 1
Biological process (GO): regulation of DNA-templated transcription
Molecular function (GO): DNA-binding transcription factor activity, RNA polymerase II-specific; RNA polymerase II cis-regulatory region sequence-specific DNA binding
Source: RefSeq, a predicted model, not a curated record